ACCGCAGCAGACGCGAAAAGCGCGCGCUAGCGGCCACCGGAAUAAUACGGUCUGAUUCGCAGUAUCAAACAAAACGGAGCAAAGCAACAGCGUCGUCUAACACGCGCCGUUACAAGUAAAAGAACCAAAUACCGUGUUGUGCUUUUCCUGAAGAGAAGAGCAGUUCGUGAAGCAGAAAAGUCGAAUAAAUUCGUGAACAGUGUUUAUCUGAGGUGAAGUUGCUUGUAUUCUGUUGGUACAGCAAUUGGUGGUAAAAGCUCAGCGUAAUACUUUUGAACGUGAACGUGUAACGUUGAAGUGUGAAAGUUUUAGUACACUACUGGAACAAAACCCCCGUGGUGGUAGAAGGUGUUUGAAGCAAAACGGGGGCUAGUGUGUAGACCUUGGCCGCAGGAACCGCUGCAAAUUGCGAUUGGUUCCGACAUAACCGACCGUGACCGUGGGACGCGCGCGUGUACAUAGCAGUGCGUCCGCGUGUCUGCAGCAAAACAGUGCAGCAGCAGCAGCAGCAGCAACGAGAGCAAGUGCAGCCAACAACUGGCGCUGGUGGGUACUUCGUUUGCCGUGUACCGGUGUGUGCGUGUUGAAGCCUGUGUGCCAAUAUUAAACAGAAGAAAGCGGUGUGUAUUACACCUUCGUGGAAGAGGUGGUGUGUAGAAAAGUAGAGCAACCCUUCAGUCGGAUCGCAUUUAUUAACAACACUUUACGUGCGUGUUACGUGGUGAGCGUUUUGUGUGUGAGUAGAAAAGAAGCGGAAAAAAGGUAAUCAAUAUUGCUCCAUCGGUCCAAAAAAAAAGAGGGAAUCCAGAAGCGAAAGGAAGGUGCUGUACGAAAAGUGCAUUAGCGUGGAAAACCAUCAGUGGAGCAGUUUGUGUGAAGAGUUUAAUUAAAUAUUACUUUUAGUGUAUGCCCUCGGCCGAACCGGAGCGCAAGUGAGUGUGUGAGAGUGAAGUACUACGGUUGGGUUAGCAAAACGUAAACUAACAGAAGCAGUAAUAGAAUCGUGUGAAAACAAAUAAAAGAGAGAGAAAAAACAAAUCAAGUGCAUUUCGGUUGCAUUAAAGAAAUACAAACAACACAUAAAAAUAAGUGUUGGUUUGAGUAACAAACCCGCUGCUAAAAUCGAUCCAAUCGAAAAGGUGAAACAAAUCGCAGGAGACCGUCACAGCAAGAGCCACCUACUAUUAUCAGCACCCAGCGGAAGUGCUGCUGUUCAUCGCUUCGACGAAAAGAAUGCACCACAACUAGGCUCGAGCGAAAUUAUUAUGAUGGUGGCGGACUUUGUAACACGCCAACAGAACGGUUCGCCGCUGAACGGUGAAAUACCCGGCCAAAAUCACAACUCCAAUUCCAACAUGCCUGCCCACAGUGCCUUACUGAUGAGCAACAACAGCAGCAACAGCAACAGCUCCGGCCGUGCCAGCCCGCACACCUCCUCGGAGUCGGAAUUCCCCCAGAAUGGGUACGAACUGGCGGCCCAUCUGAAGCGCAAGGAGCUGUUCUCCCAGCGCAAGCAGCGCGAAUUCAUCCCGGACAACAAGAAAGACGACAGCUACUGGGACCGGCGGCGACGCAACAAUGAGGCAGCGAAGCGUUCGCGCGAGAAGCGCCGCUUCAACGAUAUGGUGCUGGAGCAGCGCGUCGUCGAGCUGACGAAGGAGAACCACGUGCUGAAGGCGCAGCUGGACGCGAUCAAGAGCAAGUACAAUAUCUGUGGCGAGAAUUUGGUCAGCGUCGAUCAGAUAAUGGCCACGCUGCCGACGAACGAGCAGGUCCUCAGCUCGACCAAGCGCGUGAAGCUGGCGAACGGCAGCAGCCAGGGACGGUCUAGCUCACCGACCGGUUCCACGAUUGGUUUUCCGCUUUCGCGCAGUCCCUCGCGGCAACCGCAGGCUACCUCUCCCUCGCAAUCACACGGACGGGCCUCGUCACCGCACAGUCCGCCAGCUAGCAAUGGUACGCCACAUCUGCAGCAGUCACUGCUGGCGGUCGCCCAAAACGCACCCAGCACGACGACAUCCCCCGGGGGUGCUUCGUCUAUUCCUUCCUCCCAGCAGGCCCCGGUGAUCCAUCCCAAUCCGAACGUGGAAUCUCCACCGCCGGCGGCACCUGGCUCAUCGCCCACCGUAUCCUCGGGCGGUGCGAUCCAGCACACGAACGGAGGAGCAACAUAUCUGUCACCGGUCCAUGCCAUCUACCGGAACGGUACGAUCAUCGAGUACGAGCGGGUCUCGGAGGGCGGUAAGCUGUCGACGGUGGAGGGCAACGGGCGCAGUCCUUCCCAGAUUCGGCUGGAACUGAUCGAGCGCAACCUGGACGAUCAUCAUCACCUUCAGCAGCAGCUCGCCCAGCAACAGCAGCAUCAGCACCACCAUCAUCAGCAGCAGUUGGCAUCUUCGUCCCAGCAUCAUCACCACUACAGCCAUCAUUCGCGGGAGGUGAUCCGGGAGUCGGUGAUCGAUCAUCACCAUCCCCAUCACCAUCCGCAUCCACAGCACCACCAUCAGCCCCAGCAUCAACCGCAUCCGCCGCAUCAGCAGCAUCUGCAGCAACAGCAGCAUCCGCACCAUCUGCAUCAGCGAGUGCUGGUGUCCUCGGGCGGUGAACUGGACCGGGACGACCGUUCUCCCUCACCCACGUUGACACCGUCGGCCGCACCUCGCUUCGGUUCCCCCACGACGACCACCACCUCCUCCUCCGCACCGAUCUCAUCGACAUCGCCGCCGACGAUCAUCUCCAGUACGAGCCCGGCAGGAUCGCCACCGGCCCAUGUCCCCGUUGCGGCUCAUGCGCACUCGCAUCACUACCCGCCCCAUCACCACCAUCACCACCCGCACCACAUAGCCGGCCACCAUGCGCAUCCGCCACACUUUGUCGUGGGUGCAAGCUCUCCGUACGCCAGCUCGGCCCUUCCCGCCAGCGGUUAUCCGCUGACGGCCGCGGCCGCCGCUGUCGCGGCCUAUGCAAGUGGGGCUGGAGCCCUAUACGCGUCACCUCCUCGUACUACCGAAAUAGCGAGCGCCCUCCUAACGGCGAACGUGCUCAAUUUGAGCCGUCGUGCACCGUCCCCGUACGACUCUAGCCCGCCCCAGACGGCCUCCUCAACGGCCAGCGCGGGCAGCACAUCCGAGCACGAGGAGGAACCGGACCGCGAGCGGGAAGUUCACGAACAUGCCAACAGUCUGCCGGUGAAGUUGCGCCACAAGUCGCAUCUCGGUGAUAAGGAUGCGGCCACGGCACUGUUGGCGCUGCAGAACAUCAAGCAAGAGCCGAUCGGCCACCGGUCGAGUUCGCCCGCCUGGGACGAUGGUGACGGUUCGUCGGACGAGCGCGACUCCGGCAUCUCCACGAACGAGUGGCCAACGAAGGCGGAACAGAAGAUGAUGGUACCGCUACCGGCAUCGCCCCCGUCCGCCUCGGCAUCUUCGGCCGGCAGUGCGUCCGGUGGUGCCAUCGUCAGUACCGCGGCGAUGGCGGCCGCCGCAGCAGCCGUUGCGGCCGCAGCCGGCAAGAUCACCUCGAUACCGGCGUCGGUGGUGAUUAGCAAAAAGGCGGAGGAAAACAUCCACCUGCAGUCGAAGCUGGCCCGGCUCGAAUCCGAGGUGGCCACCAUCAAGAACAUGAUGAUCUCGAACACGACCGGCAGUGGGUUCGGUGUGACUGCGGCAGCUCAGUAGCGCGCAUCGUACGGCCGCCCGGUGAGGCGACAACGAAGGCGACGACCGCAACGAUGACGGUCCGGCCGGUACCGAACCAAGGUCGGUGAGUCAUCGAUGCGCGUGUGAUCUAGUUCCUGUAAAAGUAGUUCGACGACGACAAUGACGGUGGGAAGUUGUCGGAAAGUGUAGCAGAAGUUGGCCGGUGUUGGAUGGUAUGAUGUCCACACGCUGGAGGCAUUCCUAGCGCGAGCGCACCCGGGCGAGUAAUCCGGUGUUUGGUGAUGGAGCAUCUAACUGGAGAUGCUCUUGCAAGAUCCCGUCCUCAACACACAACUCCCCAACCUUCCCUCCCUCCCUUCCCUUCCACCUGGAUUGAAGUGAAGUCAAAAACGAAGCCAAGCAGAAAAAGAAGGGUCUCUCAUUUAUGUUAGUGGGUUAGUUGAUCGGUUGGAAUUUCUCGCCGCGACGUGGCAUGGCAACCCAUCUGGUACACGCUGCCGGCGCUGUGGAGAAAGUUACGACAAUCUGUUUCAGCUCCCCCCCACCCCCAAUCCCGUAUAAGAGAAAGGCACGCAGCAAAGCAGCGCUGCUGUGGCACCGACACCGCGCGUAGGACGCGAGGAGAAAGCGCAUUGCGCUUGUGAGGCGCGUCCGCGUCCCGAUUCGGUGAGGUUGCUCUUUUUUUCUGUCUUGUUAUCUGCCGCGUUUCUUGUGCUUCGCUGAACGAGCACUCGGCCGUGUUGGAGCCCCCAUGUGAAAUGGUUGGUGUUUGAUGUGCCUCCAGGUGAUGAGCAUGCGAGACUUUACGCACCGUUUGCGUGGUUUGGUUUUCGGUGCGUGUGGAUGUAUUUAUUUUGGAAGUCCGUUGGUGGGUUGAACGAUGGAAUGUUGAAGCAAGAAUCAAAAGAAUUGACUGGUUGGUUUGUUGGAUGUGAGAUGAUGUAGAACAGACCUGUGAGGAGGAGGUGGAGGACGGAGGAGAAUUGUUUGUUGUAUAAAAAGAAGAAAAAACUGGUGUAUAACACUAAAGCAGAACUGUAAAUGUGAAAACCGAACUACAUCAAUCAUAUUUAUAUCCAUGGUAGGUAUAAGAAAACCUGUACAGAUACAUGAGAGAAAGGGAGCAAGAAGCAAGUUAUAUAUCAAAAAGGAAAUAUGAAGUGUAUUUUAAAAUAAUUAGUGUACUAAAGAGGAACAGUAGGUAUGAUAAAACAAAACAAACAAACAAACAAACGAAAAAAAACAUGAUUAAAACAUAAACACUCAGUCCAACGUAAGAUAUAAGUGCAAAACAUUUGCUGAUAAAAUGGUUCUACAAGGGAAACAACCAAGCAUAUAUAAGCGUAGCAGUUAGCAGUGGUAACGUUUCUUUUUGUUUUUUGUUUAUCUUCAAAGAAGAUGAUCCUAUCGCGUAACGGAGCGUAACGGAAGGAGCUAACGCAAGCUAUUAAUGGUAUAUAUGUAUAAACGAUGAGAUUUAAUCAAUACAAUUUUAAGCACCCUUAUCAUACACACAUACACACACGUGCAGGAAAUUUUAAAUUCUGUUUAAAAAGCAGCUUACAAAACUCAGUCGGAAAAUGGGGUGUAGUUGUAUUGAUUACACCAUUUUCACAGCAAACAAAACAAGAAAACAAGGGGAAACAAAAGAUGGAGGAAAAAAAACACAACUGGAAUAAAAGAACCGGAGGAGCAAACUUUUUCGGAAAUGUGAUAUCGUAGGUUUGGAAGCUAUUUUUACACAUAUUAAGAAGAGGAAUCAAGCAACAACACAUACACAUAAAGGAAGAAAAGAAAAACAAAACAAAAUAUAAACAACACGCAGCGUAAGAUUCAAAAGCAAAAGUGUAUGCAAGGCCCGCCCCCCUCCUUCGAAAAGGUAUUACGAAGUGAAUGGCUACUUUGGUUAUAUCCUUUUGUGUAUUCCCUUUGCUGUGCGGCGUUGUUCGUAUUUUUAUGUGCUUUUAUUAUUACUACGUUUAAUAUUAUUACUCCCAACGACACAGAUACACACAGACACAUCUAUACGUUCUUCUAGUUUUUUUUUCUUCCUUUUGUCGCCUUUGUCGGUGAUAAUGUGUCGUGUUAUAUUUCGUUUGGUUUUUACAUUUACUAUUUGCUAGUUUUGUUCUGUUUUUCUUCAAUUACCUAUUAGCCGAAUACGAUUGCUUCUGAUAAUUAUAAUCACUGUAUCACAGCUAUUAAUUUGAUUAAUAUGUUUUCUAUUGAAAAAGUUUUACCACGUGAAAACGCGAGUAUGUCAAUGAGUUAACUGGGUUACAGUUAAAGCUAGUACGUGCGACUAUAUUGCUCUUUGUAGUAAGGUUUUUUUUUUGCUAGGUUAUGUGAAGUCUUUUUUUAUACAUGUAUGCUAAGAGCUUAUUAUAAACAGGAAUACAAGGAACUUUUUGUUUUAGAAGUGUCUCCAUACCCCUUCCAUGCAGGCGAGAAGACUACGAAGAAUUGUUCUUUUUUUAUUUAUUUUAUUUUUAUACGAAACACACACACAGAAAAACCCCCAAAAUCAAUAAAAAGAAUGAUUAAUAAAACUGAAAAAAAAAA
Molecule: messenger RNA, 6221 nt
Organism: Anopheles moucheti
Lineage: Eukaryota; Metazoa; Arthropoda; Insecta; Diptera; Culicidae
Product: ataxin-2 homolog
Exons: 3
Coding region: 1266-3677 (803 amino acids)
Biological process (GO): regulation of DNA-templated transcription; circadian rhythm
Cellular component (GO): nucleus
Molecular function (GO): DNA-binding transcription factor activity; DNA binding
Source: RefSeq, a predicted model, not a curated record